AUUUGAACUCGACUUCCCUCCGCAUUCGCUCUUCCUCUCGUUUUAGCGAAGUUAGUGUUUUCAACGUUCCUUUUUUUGAAUUUAAAAGAUUUUAUUUCCAAAAUGAGAGAAAUCGUUCAUUUGCAAGCGGGCCAAUGCGGUAACCAAAUUGGUGCUAAGUUUUGGGAAGUGAUAUCCGAUGAACAUGGAAUCGAUUCAACUGGCGCUUACCAUGGAGAAUCUGAUUUACAGCUGGAAAGAAUAAAUGUCUAUUACAAUGAAGCUUCAGGAGGCAAAUAUGUGCCGAGAGCUAUUCUUGUGGAUUUGGAACCCGGAACUAUGGAUUCUGUUCGCUCUGGCCCAUUUGGGCAAUUGUUUAGGCCUGACAACUUUGUCUUUGGUCAAAGUGGUGCCGGUAACAAUUGGGCAAAGGGUCACUAUACUGAAGGUGCCGAGCUGGUGGAUUCCGUGCUGGACGUUGUGCGAAAGGAAUCCGAGAGUUGUGAUUGUCUGCAGGGUUUUCAGAUGACGCACUCGCUCGGAGGAGGCACGGGAUCUGGAAUGGGAACUCUCCUUAUUUCUAAAAUCAGAGAAGAAUAUCCGGAUAGGAUUAUGAAUACUUUUAGUGUAGUUCCAUCACCGAAGUUGAAAGAUGCCAUCAAGGGAUGCCACUUCAAGAAUGCAGAUGAGGUUAUGCAGAGUGUGACGUCUUACAGGUACUGUCGCAAGACUGCUUUCAAGAAAGUUUUCAGCAGCUGUAUUAACGUAGCCAAAUUGAUAACGCUUUUGACUUUUGGCCAGCUUUUUGGGAUUUGGCCCCACUGUGUUGCAACGUAUGGAGAUUUAAAUCAUCUUGUAUCUGCAACAAUGUCAGGUGUAACCACUUGUCUUAGAUUUCCAGGUCAACUGAAUGCAGAUUUACGGAAAUUAGCUGUUAACAUGGUGCCAUUUCCUCGUCUACAUUUCUUUAUGCCUGGAUUUGCUCCUCUGAAUUCUAGAGGAAGUCAACAAUAUAGAGCACUGAGUGUUCCUGAUUUGACUCAGCAAAUGUUUGAUGCCAAGAACAUGAUGGCCGCCUGCGAUCCACGUCAUGGUCGUUAUCUUACUGUUGCUGCUAUAUUCCGUGGGCGAAUGAGUAUGAAGGAAGUUGAUGAACAGAUGAUGAAUAUACAGAAUAAAAAUAGCAGCUAUUUUGUUGAAUGGAUUCCGAAUAAUGUUAAAACAGCUGUUUGUGAUAUUCCUCCUCGUGGUUUGAAGAUGUCUGCAACUUUCAUCGGAAAUAGCACUGCCAUCCAAGAAUUAUUUAAGAGAAUAUCUGAACAGUUUACAGCUAUGUUUCGUCGAAAAGCCUUUUUACAUUGGUAUACAGGUGAAGGUAUGGACGAGAUGGAAUUUACAGAGGCCGAAUCAAACAUGAAUGACUUAGUAUUUGAAUACCAGCAAUAUCAAGAAGCUACUGCUGACGACGAGGGCGAAUUUGAAGAAGAUGAUCUUCAGGAAGAGUAGUCUGCUCAGCACCAAUAAUUGCACAAAUAGAUAAAGUUUUAUUUGAAUGGCUAUUUUUUAUAUGCUACAUUUUGUCAUUUUUUAAGAUAUUUAAUAAGGUUUGAUUUCUUUAACUAAAUAAUAAUAUGAAGAUUUUAUAAAAUCUUCAUUUCAUAAUUGUUGAAAUAAAAGCUGUUUUUAGAAAUUAGACUAACUGUUUUUGAAUUAUUACAUCUUUUUUAAAUCCUAAUAUCACAUAUAGAAUAUGUGUAGUAUGUGCAUGUGCAUAUAAUAUAAAGUUAUCAAUUAAGAAUGCAGAAAAUUACAAGAUACCAUAAGUAUCCUAAUUUAAAAAAUGUUUUGUAAUUAUAUAUGUUAAACGUUUAAUCGUAAUUAUAUAUUUUAUAGCUAGUUAUAACUUUGGGCAGACAUCUGAUAAAUUAUGAUAGAAGCAUGCUUUUCUAUAUGAUAAAAGAUUUUCAAAAACAGGAAAUUAACAUAGAACAGUUUUUAACCUUAAUUCAUAUAAUUUCUUUACGGUUGUAUAGUAAUGGUCACUUUAUAUGAAAAUUGCCAUUCUGAUAAAAUUUUAUUAAAUUAAAUAUGAUUGUUCUGACCAUUGUAAAUCAUAAUACAGAAUGAUAAAAUGUUGAUGUUUUAUUAUGGUAAUUUUCAAUUUAUAUACGUUGAGUAAUAUCAAAACAUACUCAUUACAUUUUUUAAAAAUCUGAAUCAAAAUAUACAGUAAUACCUUGGUUUUUGUUGACUUUGGUUAUCAUCGAUUUCAGUUUUCGUCUAUUUUUUUCACAAAAAAUUUGCCUCAGAUUUUGUUUGUGUGCCCAUGUGACUCACUGCAAAUUUUCAAAAACAAAGGGAGACCCAUGCAUUUUCCUGCUCAGUUUAGCAUUGUUUCUUGUAGUGUGAGCAUUACUCUGCAUGUCUAGCUAAACAACUGCUCUAUGGCCGCCUACUACUCUGGGGGUCCCAAGAUCGACUGUGGAAGGGGAAAAUAUCCGUAGGAAUUUUUCGGAAAGUGGUCCAUCCGGAUAUGUUGGGCCUGUUCCUCUCCACCCGACUGCCCCAUUGUGGGCUUGGCCAAACCUAUAAUGGGCUUGCUAAAAAGAUUUCCUCUUAGUGCCCACAGGGCAGAUAGUUUUAAAAAAAAA
Messenger RNA from Centruroides sculpturatus (bark scorpion), 2630 nucleotides. RefSeq names its product tubulin beta-4 chain-like. Gene Ontology annotation, molecular function: structural constituent of cytoskeleton; GTPase activity; GTP binding. NCBI's taxonomy places the organism in Eukaryota, Metazoa, Arthropoda, Arachnida, Scorpiones, Buthidae. Gene Ontology annotation, biological process: microtubule cytoskeleton organization; mitotic cell cycle. Bases 103 to 1485 code for a protein of 460 amino acids. The record is from RefSeq and is a predicted model, not a curated record. Gene Ontology annotation, cellular component: cytoplasm; microtubule. The transcript is spliced from 7 exons.